AGUGCAUGUAUUUGCAAGUCGUUGUUAAGUUUGUAUUGAUCAUAUUGAUAUAACAUCUUUAUCAGCAACAAAUUUUAUCGUUUUGUAAAGAUAUUUGAAUGUGAUGUUCAAAUUUAUCGGGCAUGUUUAGGGAUAUUUGACUUUUUUAGUGUUUGGGAGUUUUCGAAACAAAAAGUUCCCAAAUCUGUCACUAGUCUAGAAAAUCUCAUUUUAGCCUUUACAACUUUAGAACUUUACAUUAAAACAAGGUAAUGGUGCUAUGAAACUAAUAUAUUAAGAGGUCUUAUUAUUAUUAUUGUCGCCAUUGCUACAUUCGCAAUCCUGGCCGCGCAUGCGCUUUAAAUGCUCAUUUUCUUAAGUUAAGUCUUGCAUGAACCCACCAUUUUAUAGAUAAUACGCUAAAAAUGUCCAGUUCAGGGUUUAAGAACCGUUAUAAGAACACUGCAGUGGACAGUGUGGAAUUGAGGAGACGCAGGGAGGAGGAAGGAGUACAGCUGAGGAAGUUGAAGCGAGAUCAACAGUUGAAUAAACGAAGGAACGUACAGGUGAAUCAACUUCUGCCUGAAGAUGAACCAUCAGAGUUUGACCUCAGUGGUGAUGUACCUUCACCAGCUUCAGCAGGUGUUACCCCAGACAUGGUUGCAGAUCUCUACAGUUCAGAUCCAGAGCUUCAACUGGCUGCAACACAGAAAUUUAGGAAGAUUCUUAGCAGGGAACCAAACCCAGCAAUAGAUGAGGUUAUACAGACGGGGAUUGUGCCUAGAUUUGUUGAAUUUUUACAGAAUACUCAAAAUUGUACAUUACAGUUUGAAGCAGCAUGGGCUUUGACAAACAUAGCAUCAGGAACUUCACAACAGACGAGAAUGGUCGUAGAAGCAGGGGCAGUUCCAAUAUUCAUAGCUCUUUUAGGAAGUUCAUAUGAAGAUGUUCAGGAACAAGCUGUUUGGGCAUUGGGUAAUAUUGCUGGAGAUUCACCAGUAUGCAGAGAUUUUGUCUUAGAAUCAGGAAUAUUAGUACCUCUGCUACAACUAGUUAGCAAAUCAAUAAGAUUGACAAUGACUAGAAAUGCAGUCUGGGCCAUUUCGAAUCUAUGUAGGGGGAAGAACCCGCCUCCAGAUUUUGCAAAAGUUUCACCCUGCUUGCCUGUUUUGGCUAGAUUUUUACUGCACACUGAUGCUGAUGUGUUGUCAGACACUUGCUGGGCUCUCAGCUAUCUGUCAGAUGGACCAAAUGAAAAGAUUCAGGUGGUCGUAGAUGCAGGCGUGUGUCGCCGCUUAGUGGAACUUUUGAUGGCGCAGCAACCAAACGUAGUAUCUGCGGCACUACGGGCGGUCGGCAACAUAGUCACUGGCGACGAUGUGCAGACGCAGGUGGUACUGAACUGUUCAGCACUGCCGUGUCUGUUGCAUCUACUGUCGUCUACUAAGGAGAGCGUGCGCAAAGAAGCAUGCUGGACCAUAAGUAAUAUUACAGCGGGCAACCGACAGCAGAUCCAGGCUGUGAUAGACGCUAACAUCUUCCCAGUCCUGAUCGAGAUCCUGAGCGAAGCCGAGUUCAAAACGCGGAAAGAGGCCGCGUGGGCCAUCACGAACGCCACCAGUGGCGGCACCCCCGACCAGAUUCGUUACCUGGUGUCCCAGGGUUGCAUCGGCCCCCUUUCUGAUCUUCUCACGGUUAUGGACGCCAAGAUUGUGCAGGUGGCGCUGAAUGGGCUGGAGAAUAUACUGAAGGUGGGCGAACAGGAUGCUAAGUUGCAUAAUAAACGUAUCAAUCCGUAUGCGCGGCUCAUCGAGGAUUGUUUUGGUCUAGACAAGAUAGAAUUUCUCCAGGCGCACGAAAACAUGGAAAUCUACCAGAAGUCGUUCGACAUCAUCGAUCACUUUUUCAGCACAGAAGAGGAGGAGGACGCUAACCUUGCCCCCUCUAUUGACACAGACAGUCAACAGUAUCAAUUUAGCGCCGAUCAGUCGGUCCCUAUGGGUGGAUUCCAGUUUUAUUAAAUCAACCGUCUGUCACAUCGUCUCUACGUGUGAGCUCCAAUUUUUUAAACAGACUUUCUCUUUUUUGAAUGCAGGGAAACUAUGUGAAAAUACCUUGUAUGAAUUUGCAUCAACUGUAUGGUUGUAGGCACUAUCAAAGUUGGUGCCAUGUAAAUAUUGAACAACUUUAGUGCAUUUCGCAUGCUAGGUCGCAUUUGCCAUGCGCUACGAAUUUCCCCUGUACCCACAAAAUCCUGUCCGGCACAUGUAACCUAAUCUCUUACCGCCACACUGCUCGAGCUGGCCUGCAUAGCAUGACUGACGUUGCCAGAUGGUGGAUACUUUCAGUAAGGGAGGGAAGAAAUAUCUAGAACACAGCAUUCUUAAAUGGGUGGGACUAUGUACUAAUUGUAUGAUCCACUUAAUUCUUUUUUGUGUUGUUGUGUCAGUUUUUUUCAAUAAUAUUUUUUUUAUGAACUGAUGGCAACGUUGCGUGUGAAUUGCAGUCAACCUACUUGAGGCCAUUUUUUAGUUUAGUAAUUUGGAGCAGCGGAAGUUUGUAUUUUUUUAGACUUGUCCGAGUUUAAACGGUUCAAGCGUCAAAUUUUUGUCGCUUGGUGUUUUUCGGGCGCCAAGCUUGGCUUUCUGCAUAUUUUCAUAGUAUUGAUACAGACCCUUUGCGAAAAAUUUGACGAAAAUAAUCGAAAGCCGUUUAAGGCGGCGUCCUAAUUGGCAGCGAUCGAACGAUCAAAGUGGUCGUGCGAUGACCCAACAGGUGUCCUAAUAAACCGCGCGAUGUCCAUCGUGCGAUCCCGUCGUACGAUGGUAUCGCACCAUCACAUGCCAUUUUAAUAAUGGCUCUUUACAGAUAGGCACAGUUUUUGCUGUCGGGCAAUAUUGAUUUGAAGAUUGCAAAUGACAUUGAAAAAAAGAAACGUAGACCACAUAGUACAGAUCCAGGAAUGUGCGCGGUGAAUUUUUCAACCAUUAUUUUGAUGUACGAAAUAAGACUUUUACAAUUAUUUGUCCAUGUCAAAAGAAACAUUCAACUACAUCUGCAAUGGAAAUUCGUAGCGAUUGCAGUAAAAGAGUGACCAACUUUAAAAAACCCAUUAGUGUGGAAGACAGAUUGGUAUUAACAAUCAGGUAAGUUUUUCAUUUAUAUUAUAUGUGUUACGUAGGCCGAUUUAAUUUCGCCAUUUCACUAAAUAGUCUUGCAUUCAUUAUAUUUAUUUUUUACAUUUCGUUCUGUACGUAGUAAUUACGUCGGUUUAAUGCGCAACAGAGUACAUAAAACACUACUUAUGCCAGCAAAAUUACGUCGAAUUUUAAAUUGUAGUUUAGUAGUUAGUGUAGUUUUCCUCAUCGAUACAUGUUUCGUAGAAUUGCCGGGUCUGUGUCGGUGAUGUCAGUGAUGAGGAUGCGUGCACUGGUGGAGGUAUGAUUGGCAUGGAAGAGUUGGAAGGGGGUGAUGACAUAGCUAGAGCGUGCACUGGUGGGGGUAUGAUUGACAUUGACAUGGUAGAUGAGUUGGAAGGGGGCGAUGGCAUAGCUAGAGAAAUUUCGUCUGCUAUUGUAUUCUGUAAUUUACUUUUUAAUUUUUGUACUGGAUUCAAAUAUUUAAAAUAUGGAUCUAGCGAUUUCAAAAAUAGGAUAUCUUCAUCCUCAGCUUCUUUGUCUUUCUCUUUAAUCACUUUAAUUUUGUUUUCUUCGAUUUGGAUCAUUUGACGCUGAUAUUCGGUUAAAUUUGAUUGAUUUUGUUUGCGUUUUCUUUGUUGAGACCCAGUUUGUGAUACACUAUCCAAAGCUUCAGUGGACAAAUCUCUCGUUCUCUGUGUAAUUGACGAAGCACUAGUAGACAGUGGUUCCUCAUCAGAAGUUACAAAAUCGGAUCUAUUAGACAAUGCAGUAGAAUUUUCUUCAUCAGGCAACUGAAGAUUCUGCUCUGAUCUUGAAGUGGUUGGUAGGCUGGCAUCAUUAUCAUUAUUUCCAGUUUCUUGAUGAACACUAUUAUAUUCGGUUAGUCGAGGCAUUGAAACAUCUUUUAAAAAUAACAUAUUUUGGUAAUAGGUUCACUUUCCCGAGUAAUCUUGUUCAUUUGGGCUUCCUGGAUCUCCAGAGCGUGGUUUACGAACUUUCUUCAAUUCUUUUAGAAAGACGUCCCUUAAGUGUCGCCACCUAGUUUUAACUUCUUUUUCUGUAAUAAAAAACAAUAUUUUUUUAAUUCAACGUGUUAUAAAUUACAGGUACUUAACAACAGGAAAACCUUUUCGGAAGUUAGCAGUGCCAUUUCGCAUUUCAAAAACCGCAAUUGCAAGUAUCGUGAUGGAGGUUUGCAGUGCAAUUUGGAAUAAUUUUAACAAAAUGCACAUGAAAUUUCCAAGUAUCCAAGAUUUUAGGGAAAUAGCAAAUUCAUUUUCAAAUAAAAAUAAAUUUCCACAUUGCUGUGGAAAUCUGGACGGAAAACACAUUCGUGUCGUAAAGCCACAACUUUCUGGAAGCAUGUAUUUUAACUACAAACAAUAUUACUCAAUUGUUUUAUUAGCGGUCUCCGAUUCAGAUAACACAUUUCGCAUCCUUAACGUAGGUGCAUACGGAAAAGAUAGUGAUGGAGGCGUUCUCAGCAAUUCUCAUUUUUUCAAGAACUUAACAGUGGAAAUAUUCAAUUACCACCUGAGGAACGAUUACCUAAUAGUAAUAUUGUGGCACCAUAUGUAUUUUUAGGGGACGAGGCUUUUCCUUUGAAAACAUUCUUAAUGAGGCCUUAUCCAAGACAACAAGCAACAGAGAAUGCAGAUAAAUCAAGUUUUAAUUACAAAUUGUCUACUACAAGGGUAGGGAUAGAAUGUACCUUUGGAAUCACUGCUAGUAAAUUUAGAAUUCUUUUAAAAAGCAUCGAAACAUCUUUUGAUAAUGCAAUUAAAAUUGUGAAGGCUGUCUGUCGAUUGGACAAUAUUGUAAUACAGAGAGAUACAAGAGAACCGCAAUUAUCUAUGACAACAAAUCAAUUCAAUAACAAUUUUGAAAGACUUCCACGUAAUAGAGUUAAUAAUCGUGCUGCAAUAACAGCAAUUAACGCUAGAGAAUUAUUCACCACAUAUUUUUCAGCCAAUCCUAAUUAAUGGCUCUAUAUUGUAUUAUACCUCUUGCUGUUAACUCUGGUUCUGAUUAAAACUAAGCUUACAUUACUAUCUACUUACUUGUUUUAUUUACGUUCCUCGCAAUUAUACUUUAGGUCCAGUCCGAAGACAUCACUUUGUUUAUUUACUAUGUAGUCCGGCCCUGGAGUACUAGCCGCACACCAAGUUAAAAGACAAGAGAUCCCCGCUCCCGUCCCGUCGCGCCCCGGUCUUGCACGUUGAGUCAUUCGGUUUUUGGUGUUACAGCCAUACGGUCGCCCGACUUGUUUGUGCGUUAGGAAACACGUAAAAUUCGCGAUUCCUUUUCAAAUCGGUUUAGUGCUUGGUGAGUAGGUUGGUAAGUAUGUACAACAAUGGGUUGUUUUGUUGCUCAUCUAGUAGCACGUUAUAUAUAAUAUAAGAUAUACUUAGCAGAAAACCAUGGAAGAAAAACCUGGCGGCAGGGACGGGAAUAUGGAGGUUAAUUCUCCCAGUUCCUUGAGGAGUCUUAUCAGGGAAAUUUUACACCAGGAACUUGAGGGUAGAAGCAGCAGGUCGAGGUCUCGUGCCGAUUCGCCCCAUUACUUUAGGCGUUCUCGUUCUCGGCUGAGCCGUAGACGUUCAAGGUCCAGGGAUGUUCCGACAUGCACAAUUGUGCAUAUUAUGCACAAUUUUACGAACAUAUGCACAACAUGCAUCCCCCACACAAAAUAUGCACAAUCGCCAAUAAAUAAAGUGCAGCGUCAGGUAGGCCUGGCUGGUCGUUCCCCGUGCGGACCGGAAGCUCAGGUACUGACAGGGCCGGAUUUGGGAGCGGCGACAAUAACGCAAAACAGUAUGGACGAUGUUUUGAUACUUGACGAUGCCGAUUGUAUGCCAUUAUCAGAGGACACAUUAAAUAUUCUGGGUGCCGAUCCUGAAAAGGCUAAUACGUCUAGUUUUAAACUUCACGGUGCCCUAGCCUCCAGGUGGUCCCAUAUUUUGGCAAACGGGCUAUCCGCCGAAGAUAUUUCUAUCCUUAGCGAAAAACAAAAUGUGCCGUCUAAUUUCGCUUUAUUACGUCCUCCAAAAGUAAAUCCCGAAGUGAAAGCUAUUCUAUACAUUUAACUAGGGAUCCCACUCACUCCGGGUACCAAUUGCACAUUGGUAACGGACUAACCACCCUGGGAAAAGCACUCAACGGUAUAUUGAAAGACGAACCCAGCAUCCCUAAAGACAUUACACCAGGAACUUGAGGGUAGAAGCAGCAGGUCGAGGUCUCAUGCCGAUUCGCCCCAUUACUUUAGGCGUUCUCGUUCUCGGCUGAGCCGUAGACGUUCAAGGUCCGGGGAUGUUCCGACAUUCACAAUUUUACGAACAUAUGCACAACAUGCACCCCCCCACACAAAAUUAGCCCAGUACUCUAACAAAUCAGUUAAAGAACUGACUGAAAAUACCAUACCUGGUGAAAUUUUGUUUGGGCCAGAUUUAGGUGAACGAGCAAAAAAUUGAAAUCUUUGGAAAAGGCAGGACCUUAAGUUUGCCUUCUAACCCCUCACGCAUUAGCCUUCAAUCAUUCCGAAAGAAGAGGGGGGCGGGCAGCUCGUCCAAGAAUGCAGGACCUUCAAACAGGUAUCGCCCGCCUUACCGCAAGAGGGAGGCGAGGCAAUACAAGGGCCAUUCCUCGAAACAGUUUCCUCAGAACAGACAACAGGAAACGCUGAAGGUAAAACAAUUUCCGUUUGCUGGCCGUUUACAGUUUUAUUUGGACUCUUGGUCCAAACUAACCUCAAAUUUGACAGUCUUAUCCUGGAUUCAAGGUUAUAGGAUUCCCUUUAAAGACAACCCUCCAUCAUGCCACCACUUGGUUAAAAAUAAUUUUUCCCCUACAGAAACAUCGCUAGUAAGAUUAGCUAUAAACGAUUUGUUAAGGUCCGGAACCAUACUCAAAUCUGAGUCAAGGCCCGAACAAUUUAUCUCUCCAUGUUUCCUAGCAGAUAAAUCCAGCGGUGGAAAAAGGUUUAUUUUAAAUCUAAAACAAUUAAAUGAAUAUGUGGAAUGUCCGCAUUUUAAAAUGGAGGACCUACGAACGGCUAUUAAAGUGACUCACAAAAACGUGUAUAUGUGCACAAUUGACUUGAAAGAUGCAUACUUUUUGGUACCCGUUCACAAUGACCAUCAACCGUUCCUUAAAUUUCAAUUUGAAGGUCAAUUGUACCAAUUUACCUGCUUACCGUUCGGGUUAUGUACAGCUCCGUUAUGCUUCACAAAACUCAUGAAGCCAGUCGUCUCUUUUCUGCGCACUUUAGGCAUCUCUACAGUCAAUUACCUAGACGAUUUCCUAAUAUUCGGAGAUUCCUAUGAAUCCUGUCUUAAACAUGUCAACACAACCAUUUGUCUUUUAAAAUCGUUAGGUCUUAUAGUCAAUAAAAACAAAACCAUCCUAGUACCUACCACUUACAUAAAAUUUCUAGGCUUUAUGAUAGAUAGUGUCCAUUUAAAAAUAGAACUUCCUGACGAAAAGAAGCCUAUCCCUGAAAGCAUAAAGCCAGAUACUUUUUGGUGGACAAAUCAUAUUUCAAAAGCCUUCAAUGACAUCAGGUAUGAUUAUAACAAUUUUUACCGACGCAUCACUUACAGGAUGGGGUGCUGGUUGUGGCCAUGACAGAACCCAUGGAUUCUGGUCUGACUCUCAAAAACGGUUACAUAUAAAUAAUUUGGAAUUAUGGGCUAUUUUGUACGUGAUUCAGUGCUAUGCCAAAAAUUUGAAAAACUGCAAUAUUCUAAUUAGAUGUGACAACACGACAGCUGUUUCAUACAUCAACAGAAUGGGGAGUGUUCAAUUCCCAGACCUCUGUUCGUUGUCAAAACAAAUUUGGCAAUGGUGUGAGCAAAGGAACCUCUGGCUCUUCGCUUCAUACAUUCCUUCGAAGGAUAAUGUUAUAGCAGACACCGAGUCCAGGAGUUCGAAUUUGGAAACGAAAUGGUCGUUAUGUCAAACCGCCUUCGACCGCUUAACCACCGUUUUCGGAAACCUAGAGAUUGAUCUUUUUGCUUCCCAUACAAAUGCUAAAUGUAAGUUAUAUGUCUCCUGGCAUAGAGAUCCAGGAUCUGCAUAUAUUGACGCGUUUACGAUUCCCUGGAAUAGAUUUUAUUUUUACGCAUUUCCACAUUACAACAAUAUAGCAGUUCGUAUAAAUUAUGGUGGGGUUAUUGCUUCAGUAAUGACAUUUCGCUUUUUAAUCCCACAAUCAAAGAAGUGGUGUCAUUCUUGCAAGAAUUGACAAAUAAUCAAAACCUUACGUAUGGUACUUUUAACUCCCAUACAUCUGCCCUUUCAUUAAUUUGCUCAAAGGAUUUAGCCUCUAAUCCGAUAAUUAAACGCUUCAAAAAAGGCAUCUCUCACUUACGGCCUUCACGACCAAAGUAUACUGCCACCUGGGAUCCUAUACCCCUUCUAAAUUAUUUAGAGAAGUUAUCAUCACCGCUUAGUCUUCAAACUCUGUCACAGAAAUUAACGACGUUAUUAGCCCUGAUAACAGGAGAAAAAACUCCAGACGAUAUCUCUUAUACGUCUCUCAAAUAUAAUCCAUGGUCACAGUGAAUCAACUAUUAAUAUAUCGGAUCCAAUUAAAACCAGUAGAGUUGGAAAACCUCAACCCACUCUGCACAUCCCGAUUUUUUCAACAAAACCCUUUCUUUGCGUGGCCACAAUCCUGAAAGAAUACAUUGAUAGAACGGCUUCUUUAAGAGAACCCAAUAACGAUUUCCUAUUUGUGACAGGGAAAAAACCCCAUGGCAGGGCGUCUAAAGACACUUUAAGCAGAUGGGUAAAACAGACCCUUGCCUCUGCAGGAGUAGACAACACUUUUUACGCCUCAUUCAGUAAGGCAUGCGGCGACUUCUGAGGCGUUAAGAAAAGGCGUUUCCGUAGAUAACAUAUGUAAAACAGUUGGUUGGACGCAACGUUCCACGUUUGCAAGAUUUUAUAAUCGUCCUCUACAACCAAACAAUGAGUUUGCAAAUGCAAUCCUAGAUAUAAAAUUGGUCUGAUUAGUUAAGUUCUAAUACUCUUAAGAGUUUGUUACAUGUUUCCUGUGUUUCAGUUGUUUCUCAAAUCAACGUUAUCUUUAGGUUACAAUUUGAGAAUUUAUUUUAUGUUUGUUACAUAGUAAUACUAAAUAUAUGGUUUUGUUGUUUCUGAACACUUUGAUUCCACUUUAUAACACCAUCAGAUCGCUCGCAACUGUGUUCGAUCUUUAAACAUCUACAUAGUAAAUAAACAAAGUGAUGUCUUCGGACUGGACCUAAAGUAUAAUUAAUCGAUCAAACGAACUUACCUUAAGUGAAGUUCGAUCGUAAUUAUACGAGGG
Messenger RNA from Acanthoscelides obtectus, 9450 nucleotides. The record is from the annotation of a GenBank genome assembly. NCBI's taxonomy places the organism in Eukaryota, Metazoa, Arthropoda, Insecta, Coleoptera, Chrysomelidae.